Haliaeetus leucocephalus (bald eagle) is the source of this 1729-nucleotide messenger RNA. It is a transcript of the gene HHATL, whose product is annotated as hedgehog acyltransferase-like. The transcript is spliced from 11 exons. Gene Ontology annotation, molecular function: acyltransferase activity. The coding region runs from base 42 to 1553 and encodes 503 amino acids. NCBI's taxonomy places the organism in Eukaryota, Metazoa, Chordata, Aves, Accipitriformes, Accipitridae. Gene Ontology annotation, cellular component: endoplasmic reticulum. Gene Ontology annotation, biological process: negative regulation of N-terminal protein palmitoylation. The record is from RefSeq and is a predicted model, not a curated record.
GUCUGGAUCCCCCUCACCGGCUGGGGCAGUAACCUGCCGCCAUGGGGGUUAAAACGAUGCUCCCCAGCUACGAACUGGGGUUCUACGCUCUCAUCGUGAUGUGCGCCGUGGUAUACAGCGGCAGCGGGAUCUUCGAAGCAUCCAGAGACAGCAUGAACAGAAAGGCCUUUCGGGACGGCAUUAAGCCGGGCUGGCACUACUUCGGCAGGAAGAUGGACGUGGCCGAUUUCGAGUGGGUGAUGUGGUUCACCUCGUUCAGGAACGUCAUCAUCUUCGCCCUCUCGGGACAUGUCCUCUUCGGCAAGAUCUGCUCCAUGACAGUACCGCAGCACCGGGCUGUGAUGUACAUGCUCUACGGGAUCUUGGCCGUGCUGGGCAGCAUGGGGCUCGUCUACCUGAUGAUCAUCCUCUCCCACUGCCUUGUCCUCUACUCCGUCGCGCUGGCCAAGCAGAAGUGGCUCUGCUACGUGGCCGGGCUCUGCUGUCUCGCCUCCUUCAAGGUGGAGCCAUUCAGCUCGUGGCAGAGCGGGUUUGUAACGGGAGCUUUUGAUCUUCAAGAUGUCCUCUUCUAUGGAGGAAGCGGCUUCACCAUCAUGCGCUGCAUGAGCUUUGCACUCGAGAGCGCCGAGAGGAAAGAGGGCAUCUAUUCCAUCUUCGACCUCCUCAAGUACAACUUCUACCUCCCAUUCUUCUUUUUUGGGCCUGUCAUGACGUUUGACCAGUUCCAUGCCCAGGUGAGCACCCGAGAGCUAAGACGCAAAGAUGACGAGAUGAGGAAUAUCCGGGUCCAUGCCCUCCUCCACGUGGGGGCCAUCAUUGCUGUGGACGUCUUCUUCCACUUCUUCUACAUCCUCACCCUCCCUUCCGACCUGAAGUUCAUGAACCGCCUCUCGGACUGGUCCUUGGCUGGCCUGGCCUACUCCAAUUUGGUGUACGACUGGGUGAAAGCUGCUGUCAUGUUUGGGGUCAUCAACACCAUUGCCAGACUGGACCACUUGGACCCACCCCAGCCCCCAAAAUGCAUCACCAUGCUCUAUGUCUUUGCAGAAACGCAUUUUGACAGAGGGAUUAAUGAUUGGCUAUGCAAGUACGUGUAUGAUCACAUUGGAGAGAACCACGACAACAUCAUGAAGGAGCUCAUGGCCACCAUCGCCACCUUUGCCGUCACCACCCUGUGGCUGGGGCCCUGCGAGAUUGUUUAUAUCUGGUCUGUCUUCAACUGCUUUGGCCUCAACUUUGAGCUCUGGGUGCAGAAGUUCUUCCAGCAGGAGCCCUUUGCCAAACUGGAGGCCAAAAUGUCAGAGGCCAUGUCUCGGCGGAUUAGGGCAGUUUUUGGGGCGGCAAAUUUCUGGGCCAUCGUCCUCUACAACAUCCUAGCCCUCAACAGCCUGGAGUUUGCACUACUGGUGACCAAGAGACUCCUCCUGACAGGUUUCCCUGUCAGCACCUUGUCCAUCUGGUUCAUCACAUACUGCGGAGUGCAGCUGAUCAAAGAGCGUGAGCGCAUCCUGGCCAUCGAGGAGGAGAAGUGUGACAAAGCAAAGGCGGACUAGAGAGAGGCAUCGGCAGGCUUGUCCCAAAGCCUCGUCUCCCUUCCAGCCACUGGCCGGGGCUCUCCAAGCACUCCUGACAAUCGGACUGCUGUAGCUCACCCAUGUAGAAGUCACCUGAAAAGCACAGGUCACCCCCUUGCUGCAGGGAAGAUUUUCUGUAGGACACAGUGGGCAUU